AUGACUGUUCAAAACGAAGUUGUCCUCUUGCUAGGAAAAACCGGCAACACACUUGGUAAUCAGCUUCUCGGUAGUCGGGAUAAUAAACCUUUUACAGCUUCAGGCAGUACGGAAUCGGAAACGAAAAAAUGUGAAGUAACAACAUUGACAAUUAAAGGCAAAAAAUAUGACCUUGUUGACACACCCGGAAUAUUUGACAAUCGUGAAAAUGUAGAAAUAACAGAAUUCAUUCGUAAAUGCGCUGGUGGGGUCAGGGCAAUUCUUUUGGUUUUAGAAGCAGGAAGGAUUACUGAUGAAGAAAAGAAUACUUUGAGCACCAUAAGAAAUUUUCUUGGAAAAGAUGCGACAAAUAAUUUCAUCGUUGUUUUUUCCAAAGCAGAUCCGGAACGGGUUAAGGAUAAACAAAUAGAUUGGAAUAAAAUCGAAAUUCUUCGUUCUUUUAUUAAGCAAAUUGGGUAUCGUUGGUGUGUUUCUCCGAUGCAUCCAUAUUUUUUUGAAGCUGAAAGAGAAACAAAUGAAAAACGAUUAAUGGAGAUCAAGGAAUUAAUUACCCAUAUACAAGUUCUAUAUACCACUAGACAAUUUGAAGAGAACCGGAAAGAACAGGAGCGUCUAAAAAAAAAAGCGGAAGAAGAAGAAAGAAGAAAAAAUGAAGAAUAUGAGAAUAAACUAAAAGCGGAUGCAGUAAGAGUUCAGCAAGAAAAGUUCCAAGAAGCGCAAAAGAUACUUAUAGAACUAGAGUACAAGCGAAAGAGAGAAGAACAAAGGAGAGAAGAAGAGCGAAAGAGAGAAGAACAAAGGAGGGAAGAAGAGCGAAAGAGAGGAGAACAAAGGAGGGAGGAAGAGAGAAAGAGAGAAGAACAAAGGAGAGAAGAAGAGCGAAAGAGAGAAGAACGAAGGAGAGAAGAGCGAAGGAACGAAGAGCUAAGGAAGGAAGAAGAACCAGGAAUUAUUGAUAGUGUUAUGGUUGGAGCGGUAAUCGGAACAGUUGUUGGGCCAGGACUGGGAACAAUGAUGGGUGCCCUUGUGGGUCUUGCGAUUGGCGUUGGGAGGAAGAUCAUAUCGAAUAUAAUGGCAUAA
Molecule: messenger RNA, 1080 nt
Organism: Rhizophagus irregularis DAOM 181602=DAOM 197198
Lineage: Eukaryota; Fungi; Glomeromycota; Glomeromycetes; Glomerales; Glomeraceae
Source: RefSeq, a predicted model, not a curated record